AUGCAGAAAGUUAUCCAGAGGGCUUCAUCAGCCCGGAAGCAGGCGCAAAAGAAGCUCUACCGCGCGCAGAAAGCCGCUGAAGUUGUGGAGCGCCAGUCGGUCCACCGGCAACGAAAGGAAUACAACAAAGCUUUGGUCACUGGCCUGAAGGAAUCACGGAAUGCUCGCUGGGAGGACUGGGAGAAGGGACCUUUGGCUCCGAUGCGACAUGUCGGACCCCAAGCUACCACAUACGGUGCGCAUCUCCGCCGGAAGGAGGUCUUGCUCGCCGAAGGAGACCGAGUCUGUAUCAUGCGGGGUCGAGACAUGGGCAAGAUCAACGAAAUCACUCAGGUCAACGUCGAGAGUGAGACUGUUACCAUCAAGGAACUCAACCAGGCCGAAAUCGACGUUCCUGCUCAUGCCAAACUUUCCAUGGGAAUCACGAGCGACACCAUCCUCCAGAGUAUGCCGGUGCCCAUGGAUGACGUUCGACUUGUCACUGCCCUUGUGUCCCACAGCGGCGAGACAAGAGAUCACAUCGUACAGCAUGUUUACGCCGGUCCUCCCUACUUGGAAAGAUCCCGCGAAAGCAAACUCCCACGCUUCACUCGCUAUGUCGCUGGAUUGGACAUUGAAAUCCCAUGGCCUAGUGAACCUGCGCCCUCAACCGAGGUCGGAGAGUUUGACACAAGAGGAAAUGAAGUGGCAGACGUGUCUUGGGUUCCCUCUCUGGACGAGCCACCAUUCCCAUCCAGCGUUAUCGACGAACUGCGUAACAAAUACUCCCGAUUCCGCACACGGCACGACCCUGAGUACGUAAGGGAGAAGGUGAUGGAGGAAUACCGACAGGAAUACAUGAAGAGCCAGACCUUAUUGACCCCCAGGGGCGAGAAGAAGCAUGCGACCGCAAAGGCCAGUGCGGCGUCCAAGCUGGCGAAGUUGGAUGCCGAUGGCAAUGUGCUCAUGGACGACGAGACCAACAACUUCAUCAGCCGCUUCAUGAAUAUGAAUGUGAGCAAGAAGUCGACAAAGUCUGCUUAG
Penicillium odoratum is the source of this 1023-nucleotide messenger RNA. RefSeq names its product mitochondrial 54S ribosomal protein uL24m. Gene Ontology annotation, molecular function: RNA binding. The record is from RefSeq and is a predicted model, not a curated record. The transcript has 3 exons. NCBI's taxonomy places the organism in Eukaryota, Fungi, Ascomycota, Eurotiomycetes, Eurotiales, Aspergillaceae. The coding region runs from base 1 to 1023 and encodes 340 amino acids.